UGGGUAGCUAAAACCAAGGUCAGGCGCUACCCUGUAUUUGUAUUUUUGCUUUGUACGCAAAAAUGCGAACUGACUUCCUAAACAACAGGAACUGCCGUAUGUGGUCAGCCGUUUCUAAGAGCGAGCAUUAGGAUGUGAAGUCAUAUGCCAAAUUAGACUACAGAAUAUCAGUUAGAGAACUUUUCUCUCCCGUCGUUCGCUAACACCUUCAGAAUAAAAGCAGAAUUCAAAGCACUGAGGAUAUUGGCAACUGAGAACUGAAGAAUUCCCAGCAUGAGUCAGGCUGAGGACAGCAGUAUCCACUCGAUGUGGAAUAUCAUGAGGUCAGUAGUCUGCACGAUACUGAGCUUGUCAUUUAUUAUUGGGACCCCUGGAAAUUGCAUUGUCAUCUGGACUGUUUGUACAAAAAUGAAGCAAGUAUCUCCUUCCGUCCUGCUGAUCUUGAACCUGGCCAUUGCCGAUGUCCUUGUACUGAUUACUUUACCGAUCUGGAUUUACUCCUUUGUUGACUCAUGGGUUUUUGGAGUAAUCUUCUGCAAAAUACUGGUUUUCAUCAUUUACUGCAGCAUGUAUGCUAGUAUAUUUCUGAUUACAGCACUGAGCUUGGAGCGGUUAAUGGCUGUGUUUUACCCUUUCACGAUUCAAAGAUACAAAACUAAAGAAAAGAUUUCUUUAAUCAUUUUCCUCAUUUGGUUCCUGUCUAUUGCUUUCGGCAUUUCUGUCAUUCCAUUUCAAGAGACAGAAAAAAUGAACGGUGGACUACUAUGUACGUGUCGCAACUACUCUUCGCAAAGACAGAGACUGUCGUAUCUUUUGCUGGAGACUCUUGCAGGUUUUGUAAUCCCUUUUUUAAUUAUUUGCACUUGUUACAUGUGUGUUGCAAGAAGAAUAAGCAGAAUGACUUACCAAUCCAGGCAGCGAUCGGAACGGCUCGUUGCCAGCAUUGUGGUGGCAUUCAUUUUAUGCUGGUUCCCUCAUCAUCUCUUUAACAUCCUCGAUAUUAUUUCAAUUCAGAUAGAACUCUCUAACAGGGAAAUGUCUUUGGCUCUGGAAGAAAUUGUAGACAGAGGAGUGUACAUCUCUGGAGCACUGGCAUUCAUCAGCAGCUGUAUUAACCCUCUACUUUACGCUUUUGCUGCACGGAGAUUUCAGAAUCACCUGAGAUUUGCCAAGAUAUCAAAGCUGUUUGAACAGAUGAGUCAGACUGUAACAGAGGAGGACAAGAAAAGAAGUAUGGUUGUAACCAAACAAGAAGAUACUUUAGUAAGCACAGAAAAUCUCUAACGAGGAACAUAGACUUGGUGAAUAAUGUGAUUCGCUGUCAUUCCUUCAGUAGUCCUUUCUUCUCAUACUCAGUUUUGUUUACUAAGCAGUUCGGGUAAAGCUAGAGACAUGUAAAAGUUAUUAGGGUUUGUUCUGUGUGUUAUAAAAGAAUUGGGCACUGGCAGCUGGUUCAGCUCCUGAGUUAGUAUCCACAUCACAAGACAAGCGCUGUUUCUCUGGUGCUGAGAAACUCAGCAACGUGGCUGGAAGCUCAGAGUGUAAGGAACACAGCAUUUUUACUUUCCAUUAAAAUUAUACAUGAGUUCUGGAAAUCCUCUGUGCAGUAAGCAGAAAAGGAUUGCAUGUGGAAAACAGAAGCUUUGAAAGUGUAAAACUAAGGUUUCCUUGAGAAAAAAUUGCUGGAUGCUCAAGUUUUAAGAAGGCAUACUUAAAUUCUUGAUAUGGGUAAGGACGGUUUCAAAGUACAUUAAUGACCCAUAAAACUCUCUGGGUAGAUGGAAAAUAUAAACCUAUUUUUAUUCAUUGCUUUACUUAGGCUUGAAAGUAACAAGAGUUGUUUACAGAGUCAAGAUCAUUUACUAACAUCAUGCUGUAUUUGAUAUCAAAUACAUCGCAUAGUUCAGUGGCAAUUAAACUAUUGAGAUAUUAAAUAAACAUAUGAGUAUCCUCAAAAAGAGUUUGAUUCAGCUGAGCUUCCAAGAUACCUGUUAAAUUGUGGGGGGAACUGGAUCGGCUUCUGCUCGGAGGGAAGGAGAAAUCCUUGAUACGCGGUUUUAUGUGUAAAAACUACUACGGCAGCAGUACAAGAUGUCUCGUGUCAUAAGAACUUCACCUUGCAAGUAAAAGCGUUAUUUUUAAUUCUCUAGUAGAAUAGGAUGGACUUUGCCAUAAGAAACCAGUAAACUUAGCACUUGCAAGGACUUCAGUUUGUGAAUAUGUACAAAACCACCUUGGAAAAGCUGCGUGGCACCAAGCAUUUGCUUUUGAAUUAUUUUUUAAAUUUCAUUUGUGCCUAACAUUUUGUAUGCUUGCUCUUAUUUUUAAGUCAAUGGUUUGUAAUAAGAUUAAGGAUUACUACUGAUUACUAUGAAGCAUAAUGUCCCGGACAGCUGCUAAAUAGCUGUGUUACGUAUCUUUACAAAGAAGUUAGAAAUACUAACUAGAACUUGGUUUUCAAAAUCUGAUUAUGUAACAACCAAGGGUAUUCGAGUUGUAUUAAUUUAGCUUGUAACUGAAAUAAACACGGGCAAGUAAAAUCCUUAA
Molecule: messenger RNA, 2547 nt
Organism: Columba livia (rock pigeon)
Lineage: Eukaryota; Metazoa; Chordata; Aves; Columbiformes; Columbidae
Product: leukotriene B4 receptor 1
Exons: 1
Coding region: 274-1284 (336 amino acids)
Biological process (GO): inflammatory response; positive regulation of cytosolic calcium ion concentration; complement receptor mediated signaling pathway
Cellular component (GO): plasma membrane
Molecular function (GO): G protein-coupled receptor activity; complement component C5a receptor activity
Source: RefSeq, a predicted model, not a curated record